Molecule: messenger RNA, 2163 nt
Organism: Anthostomella pinea
Lineage: Eukaryota; Fungi; Ascomycota; Sordariomycetes; Xylariales; Xylariaceae
Source: the annotation of a GenBank genome assembly
AUGAACUCCUACUCCUACUCCUACGACAUCGACACGAUGCUCACACAGAACAACUACCCCUCGAGGCAUCACCAACCUCGCCACCACCAGUACUACACACAACCACAACAACAACAACAGCAGCAACAGCAGCAGCAACGACAACACCUCGACUUCGACCUCGACCCGAGUACAACGUCGCUCUCGGCACUCGACAACAUACCCGCCGCCGCCGCCGCCAUCGCCGCCUCGCAACGUUACAGGGCUCCGACGCACUCGCAGACACAGCCUGCUGAGCGUGGAUCCAGCCAGAGCCAGAGCCAGAGUCUGAGCCAGGUGCCGGAUUUGAUGCCUUCAGACACGUGGAUGCUCCACAGCAGCCAACAGACCCAACAGACACCGAGAGGCCGCCGCUAUGGUCACCAGCGGGAAUCGUCGCUGUCGUCGCUAGGGUCCAACGGGCCGGCGUCGCCAUACAAUACCAACACGUCGAAUCCGCAGAUAGCAGUCACCGACUCCGGUGGUGAGGUCUUCCACGACAUGGGCGGCGCUGGUGGCGGUACCAACUACUCGUAUGGCCUGGGUAAGCCCCUGCCAAUGGCCGACAACUUCUACGCCAGCGCCAUGGCCAACUUUGAUGCCAGCAACGGUCUGACAGGACACGAGGCGGCAACGUCGUCGAACAUGCGACUGGCUGAUGGCCUUCCCAGCCCAUCAGCGCAUCAGCAGAGGCGAAGAGGCUUAGCACCGGCUGCCGAGUUAUCCCUGGCCGGUUCGUCGACGACGUCACGCCCUGUGUCGGUGGCGAGUUCUACCGCUGGCGGUGACUCACCGGUCACGCCGCCCUACAACGAGCCCGAAGACGACGGUAGAAGGUCAAAGAAUGGUGAGGCUUCUCUGCUCUAUCAACAUCCUGACUCUUACUUACGCGCGUGGUGCGAUGCAGCCUUCGCCAGCAACAACAACGUCCCACCCAAGCUAGACCGCACCAUGACGGACGUCUACAACGACGAGCUUUACAACCCAAACUUCACCAUCACGUCGGCGUCGCCACCGCCGCAGACACGCAUGGUCAUGUCGCCUAGCAAUGAGAUCUUCGCCGAGAGGUUGCAGGCGGCCAACAGCCAGCACCUGAGUGCCGCACAGUCUCCGGUGUCGAUGACUUCACGAGAUCGGUCGCCUUUCCGUCAGGACUCACCGUACGCGUCAGCGCUGGAUGACUUCCCGAAGGUGGGGAUGAACCAGGUCCGCUUGGGAUCAGCACAGCACAUGCGGGAGAAGAGAAAGGCCGAACAGGAUGCGAGUGAACUGCAGAGGCAGAUGGCGCGAAACGCGCAGCAGCACCAGCAGCAGGCAACGCCCAGCACCAUCUCACCCAAGGACGCGUUGAUCGACUUCAACGAGACGGACAGCAACAGCAACUUUCCCUUGUUCCCGCCCCAGGAGACUGCGGACACGUACGGCAUGGUGGAGCAGGCAGAUGGCAGCAGCAACAAUGAAAAUAUUAAAAGGGCACCAUCGCAACAGCCGAGUCCCUCGUUUCAAUCAAUGGCGAGUAACUUCAACUUUUCGAUGCCGGCCAACGUGCAGGUGCCGCAGCAGUACCCUUUCAUCACGCGGCGGCAGCAACAUCAGUCGCCGGCGUCGGCGUCCAACCUGUCCAACCUGUCGCGGAUGAGCUCGGGCGAGGCCAGCGCGUCGGACUGCGCCAACGCAUCUUCACAAAAGCCUGGCAGGACAGCGGCCGACGGUGGCACGUACACUUGCACGUACCACGGCUGCACUCGACGGUUCGAAACUCCGGCGCUGCUCCAGAAGCACAAGCGUGAGGGGCACCGGCAGGCCAACGCGCUCAACCACAUCAGAGCGUUGUCGGCGGUGUCCCCGACGACGCCGACGAUGACAGCGGAUGGCAGCGUGCUCAACAGCCAGGCAGGACCGCACCGGUGCGACCGCAUCAACCCGAGCACGGGCAAGCCCUGCGGCCAGGUGUUCUCGCGGCCGUACGAUCUCACACGUCACGAGGAUACGAUACACAACGCGCGCAAGCAAAAGGUGCGCUGCGACCUCUGCACGGAAGAGAAGUCGUUCAGCCGGGCCGACGCACUCACGCGCCACUACCGGGUCUGCCACCCGGACGUUGAGUUUCCCGGCAAGCACCGACGGAGAGGCGUGGCAGCUUAG